Molecule: messenger RNA, 7048 nt
Organism: Xyrauchen texanus (razorback sucker)
Lineage: Eukaryota; Metazoa; Chordata; Actinopteri; Cypriniformes; Catostomidae
Gene: myo10l1
Product: myosin X, like 1
Exons: 40
Coding region: 306-6434 (2042 amino acids)
Biological process (GO): signal transduction
Cellular component (GO): myosin complex; cytoskeleton
Molecular function (GO): ATP binding; protein binding; cytoskeletal motor activity
Source: RefSeq, a predicted model, not a curated record
AGCAAGGCAUGUGUGUGGUGAGCGGCAUUUGAAAUACUAAAAAAUAUCCAUACAGACACUAAACACCUGCCCGUUUUCUUGUUCUAUCAGCUGUGAUAUUGGAUAACAGUCGUUUCUCUGGCCGUCAGUUGACAGCAUUGCCACUUUACGCAGGAUUGCAGCGCCCGGCUUUUUAUAAGCAUUCGUGAAUGGAAAACUCCUACAGAAGAGCCGUACAUCUUUUCAAACGUUUCUCAAAUCAUUUACAUUUUUGUGAUUGAUUAGCCGGAGAAGGGAUAGCGUCUGCUUGCAGCUCCUGAGGAAAGAUGGAGACCUUCUUCGCAGAGGGUGCUCGGGUGUGGGUGAAUCAUAAAGAUCAGCUGGUACCGUCAACAGUGAACUCAUGUGGAGAUGGAACCCUUGUACUCACCACAGACUAUGGGGAGGUGGUAUACCUGCAGCAGGCGGAGGUCAACAGGGAGAAGGUGUCUCCCAUGCACCAGAGCAGUAUUGAUGGAGUAGAGGACAUGUCCACAUUGGCAGAGCUCCAUGAGUCCGCCAUCAUGCACAACCUUCAUCAGCGAUACCAGAAAGACAACAUCUAUACUAAUAUAGGCUCUAUCCUGGCAGCUGUGAACCCUUAUAAGCAGAUUGCAGGGCUGUUUGAUCCCUCCGCAGUGGAGCUAUACAGUCAGCAUCAUUUGGGCGAGCUGCCGCCACAUAUCUUUGCUGUUGCCAAUGAGUGUUACCGCUGCUUAUGGAAGAGACAUGACAGUCAAUGUGUGCUGAUCAGUGGUGAAAGUGGAGCUGGAAAAACAGAAAGUACCAAACUACUGCUCCAGUUCCUGUCCGUCAUGAGCCAGAACUCUUCUGGGAUGCCACCUGCAGAGAAAAGCACAUGCGUUGAGCAAGCCAUCGUACAGAGCAGCCCCAUCAUGGAGGCAUUUGGAAAUGCCAAAACAGUCUAUAACAACAACUCCAGUCGCUUUGGGAAAUUCAUCCAGCUUCAUUUCUCUCAAAGUGGGAACAUCCAAGGAGGCUGCAUCGUCGACUAUUUACUUGAAAAGAAUCGGGUGGUAAGGCAGAACCCGGGGGAGAGAAACUACCACAUCUUUUAUGCUUUGCUGGCCGGGGCCAACAAAAGUCAAGACGAGACAUAUUUUCUGGCAGACCCCCCAGAGUCAUUUCACUACCUGAAUCAGUCAGGCUGUGUGAAGGACCGCAGUCUUGAUGACAAGCAGCUUUUUGACGACGUCAUGGAGGCUCUCAAGGUCAUGGAGUUCACAGAGGAGGAGAUCAGAGAUAUGUUCAAACUGUUGUCUGGAGUUCUGCAGCUUGGCAAUGUGGAGUUCAUGACAGCAGGUGGUGCUCAGAUCACAACCCAACAGGUUGUCACUAAUGUAAGUGAUUUACUGGGACUGGACUGUUUCCAGCUGUCUGAGGUUCUGACUCAGCGUUCCAUGAUCCUUAGAGGAGAGGAGAUCUGCUCACCACUCACAGUGGAACAGGCGAUAGAUUCACGAGAUUCGGUUGCCAUGGCACUAUACUCUCAGUGUUUCUCGUGGAUCAUCAUGCAAAUUAAUCAGAAGAUAAAGGGCAAAGACAACUUCAAAUCCAUUGGAAUCCUCGACAUCUUUGGCUUUGAGAACUUUGAGGUGAACCGUUUUGAGCAAUUCAACAUUAAUUACGCCAAUGAGAAACUACAAGAAUAUUUCAACAAGCACAUCUUCUCUCUGGAGCAACUGGAGUAUAACAGGGAAGCCAUUCAUUGGGAAGCCAUUGACUGGAUGGACAAUGCAGAAUGUCUAGAUCUGAUAGAGAAGAAACUGGGCAUGUUAGCUCUAGUUAACGAGGAGAGCCGGUUCCCCAAAGGCACUGACUUCACCCUGCUGGAGAAACUACACAGCAGACACUCUACCAAUCCCUACUAUGUGAAACCCAGACUGGCAGACCAUCAGUUUGGUAUAAAACACUAUGCUGGAGAGGUUUUAUAUGAUGUGAGAGGGAUUUUAGAAAAGAACAGAGACACAUUUAGAGAUGAUAUCCUGAACAUGCUGAAGGAUAGUAGAUUGGAUUUCAUCUAUGACCUCUUUGAGCAAGUGAGCAGCAGGAAUAAUGAGGAGACUCUGAAGAUGGGCACAGCCAGAAGAAAGCCCACCGUCAGCUCUCAGUUCAGAGACUCUCUUCAUGCCCUAAUGGCCACUCUCAGUGUGUCCAACCCCUUCUUUGUGCGUUGCAUCAAACCAAACAUGGACAAGACUCCCAGCAAGUUCGACCCAGAUGUGGUUCUGAAUCAGUUGCGUUACUCUGGAAUGUUGGAGACAGUGAAGAUCCGCAGAGCCGGAUUCCCUGUCCGCCGCACUUUUAAAGACUUCUUCAGCAGAUAUGAGAUAAUCCUGAAGGAUAAAGAAAAGGUGGCCGUGGCUUCAAAUGGAGAUGAGAAGAAGAAGAGCUCAGAUCUACUGACCAUCUACAACCGCACCAAGAAUGAGUGGCAGCUUGGAAAGACCAAGGUGUUCCUAAAAGAGCCUCUGGAACAGAAGCUGGAAAAGGAGAGAGAUGAAGUGCGAAGCCAAGCUGGGCUUAUUAUACGAGCCUAUAUUCUGAGAUACAGUGCAAGAAAGAACUUCAAGAAGUCUCUGGCUAGUAUUGUAACCAUCCAGAAGAACUACCGCGCUCAUCUGUAUAAACAACGGUAUCUACGGAAACGUUCAGCUGCGCUGGUCCUCCAGAAACACAGGCGAGGACAAGUGGCCCGAGGAAUCUGCCGCAAACUACGGGAGGAAAAGCAUAAGAAAGAGGAGGAGAGGAGAAAGAAAGAAGAGAAGAAGACAGAGGGAAAACAAAACAAGAAAGACAAAGAGGAAAAGGAACAAGAUAAAGAGUCUCCAUGCCCUGCUGAGGAAGAGACCCAUCAGAUGGAAGAGAUCCUGCGUUUGGAACGAGAGAUUGAGCGCCUGCAAAAGCAGAGAGAGGACGGCGUGUCCAUGCUGUGCGAGAGCUCCAGACAGGAACUCCGUUUACGCAGAGAUGCCGAGAUUCUGCGUCAGAAAAAACAAGCCUCUCGUGCUGCCACUGAAUUCCUCGAGCUGCUUGACACUGGAGGUCCAGAGGUCAUCCCUGGUGAUCCUAAAAAAUCUGCCUCCAGUCCGGCAAUCACCAAAAAAACUACAGAGGAAGAGGUAGACAAAGGCUUCCACGCGGAGGAAGAGUACAUACCCCUUCCAGAGUUCCCUCCUCCAGCAGAAGGCCCUGUAGAUCAGGAGAUCCUUGCCACACUGGCUCCUCCACCACCUGCUUUUGCCGAAGGCACGGUGGCCUCAUCCAUACCUAAUGCUCCACCUGGGGCUCCUCCACCACCUCCACCUCCACCUCCUCCCCCUCUCCCUGGUGGAUCCAAAGAGGAAGAUGGAAAGCCAGAGGAAGCCAAAUCAGCUAAAGAGGUUGAUGGGAAGAAGGAAGUAGAGGAUGUGGACCGCACCAGCAGGCUGACUGCAGUGGAGCCUCUGCCGGAUACAGAGGAACCCAUCUACAGUGUGCCAGGGGACGAGUCGGACUAUGACCAAGAUGACAUGGAAGAUGGACAGAGCAGCAUCACAGCAACAGACAUAGAACAUGCGCGCAAGUCUACCUGCACUAACGCAAGCCAGGAGUCCAACAACCGCAGCUCAGACUCUUAUGCCGAGAGUGAUGAUGAACAUGAUGGUUAUGUGGACACAGAUGAGGAGGUGUCCAAUGGUAGAGUCAGCAUCUUAAAUGGUAACGGACCUCCAUAUUUCCACAGUUACCUCUAUAUGAAAGCAGGGUUGAUGAUUCCAUGGCGCAGGCGUUGGUGUGUUCUGAAGGAUGAAACCUUCAUGUGGUUUCGCUCCAAGCAGGAGUCAUUUAAGUCGGGCUGGCUGUAUAAGAAGGGUAGAGGUCUGUCCACACUGUCCCGCAGGAAUUGGAAGAUGCGCUGGUUUGUCCUACGGGACUCCAAACUCAUGUAUUUUGAGAAUGACAGCGAGGAGAAGCUGAAAGGGACCAUUGACAUCCACUCAGCCAAGGAGAUUGUGGAUAAUCAUGAGAAGGAAAAUGCUCUAAACAUUGUGACAGAAGAGAGAACGUACCAGGUGUUUGCAGAGUCACCAGAGGAUGCCAGUGGUUGGUUUAAUGUUUUGAGCCGGGUCCACAGUGCAUUACCAGAGCAGCUGUUGGAGAUGUCUCAUGAGCAGGCCAACCCAAAGAACGCAGUGGGCACACUGGAUGUUGGAUUGAUUGACUCAGUAUGUGCUUCAGACAAUCCUGACAGGCCCAAUUCAUUUGUUAUCAUCACAGCCAAUCGUGUGAUUCACUGUAACUCAGAUCUGCCAGAGGAGAUGCAUCACUGGAUCAGUCUGCUGCAGAAAGCCAAAGGAGACUCUAAAAGUGAUGGCCAGGAGUUCCUGGUCAGAGGUUGGCUGCACAAGGAGAUGAAGGCGGGGGCCAAGAGUUCUGCUCUCAAACUGAAAAAGCGCUGGUUUGUGUUGACCAACAAUUCUCUGGACUACUACAAGUCUUCUGAACGCAAUGCAUCCAAGAUGGGCACUCUGGUACUGAACAGCCUGUGCUCUGUUGUCCAGCCUGAGGAGAAAAAGUUUAAAGAGACAGGCUAUUGGAACAUCAUAGUCCAUGGACGUAAGCAUUCAUACCGUCUGUACACCAAGAUGCUGAAUGAGGCAAUGCGCUGGGUGUCCACCAUUCAGGGGGUCAUUGACAACAAGGUGCCCAUUGAAACCCCCACCCAGCAACUCAUUAGAGACAUCAAGGAGAACAGUGUGAACUCUGAGGCUGUGGAACAAAUGUACCGCAGGAACCCCAUCCUCAGAUAUACACAGCAUCCCUUGCAUUCACCUCUCCUUCCCCUGCCCUACGGAGAGGUCAGCGAAAGCUUGCAAAAGGAGAAGGGUUACGGAAGCCUGCAGGAUGAGGCAGUGAAGAUCUUUAACUCACUCCAGGAGAUGGAGAUCAUGUCAGGUCCAAUUGCCAUCAUCCAGGGCAUCCUGCAGACCUGCCACGACCUGCGGCCACUAAGAGAUGAGGUGUACUGUCAGCUGAUCAAGCAGACCAACCACGUGCCCCAACCCAACAGCCCUGCAAACCGCGCUCACUGGCACCUGCUCACCUGCAUGAGCUGCACCUUCCUGCCCAGCCGUGCCAUCCUGCGGUACCUGCGAUUCCAUCUGAAAAGAGUUCGUGAGCGUCACUCCGGCACAGAGAUUGAGAAGUACGCCCACUUCAUUGGUGAGUCCCUGAAGAAGACAAAGACCAGGGAGUAUGUGCCCUCACAGGAGGAGAUCGCUGCCCUGUUGAACAGACAGGAAAUGACAACGACUGUGUACUGCCAUGGAGGAGGAUCUUGCAAGAUAUCCAUUAAUUCACACACCACAGCUGGAGAGGUGGUGGAAAAGCUGAUUCGUGGUCUGGCGAUGGAAAACAGCAGGAACAUGUUCUCUCUCUUUGAACACAAUAAAGUGGAAAGCAGGGCCAUAGAGAGCCGUGUCAUUGUGGCAGAUGUGCUCGCCAAGUUUGAAAGGUUGGCAGGUGGUGAUGAUGAGGAGGAAGAAGGCCCCUGGCGGCUCUAUUUUAAGCUUUAUUGCUUCCUUGAUGUUGAAAGCAUGCCAAAAGAGGGAGUGGAAUUUGCCUUUAUGUUUGAGCAGGCUCAUGAGAGUCUAAUCAGUGGUCAUUUCCCAGCCCCUGAGGAAACCCUCCAGCAUUUAGCAGCCCUGCGUUUGCAGUAUAUCCACGGUGACGUGGCCCGUACGCCCUGGAGCCUGAGUAGCGUGUACCCCGUGGGGCGACUCCGCACACGCAUCUUCCAGUCUACUAAGGCAGGGGGUGCCGGAGUACCCGGGGCAGGUAUAGUCGGGCCAGGAGCUCACACUUUAGAGCGCCGAAAGGCCAACUUCCUUGAUGGGACCCUGAGACGCAGCUUCAAGACGGGGUCACUGAAGAAACAGCGUGUGGAGGAGGAACAGAUGCUGGAGAUGUUUGUUAAGGAGGAGAUGUCAGCCACACUAACCAGUGUGCUGGAGAAAUGGAGCCGUCUGCAGGGGAUGCCUCAGCACCAGGCCAUGCUCAAUUACAUGAUUGUCAUCAAAGAGUGGCCCGGUUAUGGGUCCACAUUGUUUGAUGUGGAGUGUAAAGAAGGUGGUUUCCCUCAUGAUCUGUGGUUGGGUGUCAGUGCUGAAAAUGUCUCUGUGUACAAACGGGGCGAGCCCAAACCACUCGAGACUUUCCAGUAUGAGCAUAUCGUUUUCUUCGGAGCACCUCAGCCCAGCACAUACAAAAUCAUUGUUGAUGAAAGGGAGAUGUUCUUCGAGACGCCUCAGGUGGGUGAAAUGACUAAAAUCAUGAAGGCGUAUAUCAACAUGAUCGUCAAAAAGCGCUGCAGUAUCAUGUCAGUCACCAGCAACAGCAGCGCCUGGAUGAGGUGAUCGAAACCAACCGAUGAGAUCAAAGCGUCCAGCAAGAUGAGUGUGAUGACAGUGGAGUAAACCUCUGACCUGUAUCAUAAGAGAAAGAGAGUGAGAGAGCACAGAGGAACUAGAGACAUCACCUCUCCGACAAUUUAACUGCUGAAAAACUCUUAUCUGUCCUAUGUUCAACAGCACAUCACAUAGUUUAUUUUGUAAUAAUUUUUUCUCUUCAAAGCACAACAAUACGACAGCCUACUCACUGUUCUGUCCCCUCACUGCCAGCACCUUAACUGAUGACCAAACCUAUUUGUUUUCUUGUCUGUUCUCCAUUUGGCUUUUCAUUACAUGCAACAUGAUCACACAGGAAAUCAAUAUGUUGCUUCCCUGAAAUCCUGAAAUCAACCCCAUUUUUCGGAAUUACAGACAAGCGCCACCCCAUCAGAAAAUUGUGCAUUGAUUGAAAUGUGUUUACCUUUUCCUGUGCCGCUACUGAUAGUGUUUUGUGCAAGCAAUCUCCGAGACACUGGUUUUGGUCCCAUGGAAACCAGGAUGUAAUCAAGUUUCCAUUAGCAAUGGUGAACGUGAUUCUGAGGUUGCAUUUUCACUGUAAAAUGACAUUUUUACUCCAUUAA